ACAACUCUUGCUAAAGCAUUUCAACAUACAACAGCAAUGGCAAUUCGAAAACCAUCCAGACUUCCUCAAACAGCAGUUCUGAAGCAGAUCCUGAAGAGAUGUUCAAGCCUAGGCAAGAAACACGGGUACGACGACGACAGUCUCCCACUCGACGUACCGAAAGGUCACUUUGUUGUUUAUGUAGGCGAAAACAGGAGCCGAUACAUCGUCCCGAUCUCGUUCCUGACGAUCCCCGAGUUCCAAUGCUUGCUUCAACGAGCCGAGGAAGAGUUCGGGUUCGACCAUGAUAUGGGACUCACUAUCCCUUGUGAAGAAGUAGUUUUUCGCUCUCUUACAUCUAUGCUUAGAUGAAGGAAGGGACUGCCAUUGCCUUGGAGAAAGAUGGUCAAAGAGAAGCAUAGCACCAUAGAUAUUUUAUAGCUAGUUUCUCUUUUUUUUAGCAUCAUUCUUCAAUGUGCAUCUUGAUCUUGGACCCCAUCAAUUUGGAUUUUGCGUUUGAUUAAUUAGUCAUUAGUGACUCUAACUUAAACCUUGGAAUUAUGAACAUUUUCUGGGUUGAAUAUUUGUAAAAAGCUAUGUUUUUCCUCACAGAUUGUGCAACUGUGAGAGAAAAGUUGAAUGUUAUAAGGGAAAGCCUUAUUUAAGCUCCGUCUCUCUCU
Hibiscus syriacus is the source of this 659-nucleotide messenger RNA. RefSeq names its product auxin-responsive protein SAUR50-like. Lineage: Eukaryota; Viridiplantae; Streptophyta; Magnoliopsida; Malvales; Malvaceae. Gene Ontology annotation, biological process: response to auxin. The coding region runs from base 37 to 351 and encodes 104 amino acids. The record is from RefSeq and is a predicted model, not a curated record. The transcript has a single exon.